Messenger RNA from Bombina bombina (fire-bellied toad), 2181 nucleotides. RefSeq names its product signal peptide peptidase-like 3. Gene Ontology annotation, cellular component: cytoplasmic side of endoplasmic reticulum membrane; lumenal side of endoplasmic reticulum membrane; Golgi-associated vesicle membrane. The transcript has a single exon. The record is from RefSeq and is a predicted model, not a curated record. Gene Ontology annotation, biological process: membrane protein proteolysis. Bases 156 to 1307 code for a protein of 383 amino acids. Lineage: Eukaryota; Metazoa; Chordata; Amphibia; Anura; Bombinatoridae. Gene Ontology annotation, molecular function: aspartic endopeptidase activity, intramembrane cleaving.
UAACGGUUUCCCCAAGCUCCCUGUCAUGGGCCAACUUACCCAGCUACCCGAUCUCCAGACGCACUAAGUCUUGGCCGUCAUGUUGUGCGCGGACACCCCAAGCCGCUGUUGAUAAACACCGGGCCCGAGCCCUGACCCCCGGAGGAGCUGUCGCCAUGGCUGAACAGACCUAUUCAUGGGCGUAUUCCUUGGUGGACUCCAGUCAAGUCUCUACGUUCCUAAUUUCAAUUCUUCUCAUAGUCUAUGGCAGCUUCAGGUCUCUCAAUAUGGACUUUGAAAAUCAAGACAAGGAGAAGGAUGGUAGUAGCUCGCCUGGAACAUUUAGUGGAAACAGCACCAAUAAUAGUAUCCAGACUAUUGACUCCACACAGGCUUUGUUCCUCCCCAUAAGAGCUUCAGUUUCGCUCUUAGUGAUGUUUUUCUUUUUUGACUCCGUUCAGGUUGUCUUUACUAUUUGCACUGCAGUACUUGCAACAAUAGCAUUUGCAUUCCUCCUCCUCCCCAUGUGUCAGUAUUUAACACGACCCUGCUCUACUCAGAACAAAAUCUCCUUUGGCUGCUGUGGGCGUUUUACAGUCGCAGAACUUCUGUCUUUUUCCCUCUCUGUGUUGCUUGUCCUUAUUUGGGUGCUCACAGGUCACUGGUUGCUCAUGGAUGCGUUGGCCAUGGGACUCUGCGUAGCAAUGAUUGCCUUUGUGAGGCUACCUAGUUUGAAGGUAUCCUGUCUCCUGCUGUCAGGAUUGCUUAUAUAUGAUGUGUUCUGGGUUUUCUUUUCUGCCUACAUAUUUAACAGCAAUGUAAUGGUGAAAGUGGCUACUCAGCCUGCAGACAAUCCUCUUGAUGUCUUAUCUAGAAAGCUUCAUCUAGGACCUAAUGUUGGUAGAGAUGUACCCAGGCUCUCCUUGCCAGGAAAACUUGUGUUUCCCAGUUCCACAGGGAGUCAUUUCUCCAUGCUGGGAAUUGGAGAUAUUGUGAUGCCUGGACUUCUCCUUUGCUUUGUCCUUCGCUAUGAUAACUACAAGAAGCAGGCGACUAGUGAAUCGUGCGGCUCCCCAGGGGCCGCAAUUUCUGGGCGCAUGCAUAAGGUCUCCUACUUCCACUGCACGCUCAUUGGGUACUUUGUGGGUUUAUUAACAGCAACAGUGGCAUCUCGUAUACAUAGAGCUGCUCAGCCUGCCCUGCUCUAUUUGGUACCAUUCACCUUAUUACCCCUUCUCACUAUGGCCUACCUGAAAGGUGAUCUACGCAGAAUGUGGUCAGAACCAUUCCAUGUCAAGGCCAGCAGCUCCCGCUUCCUUGAGGUAUGAUGGGAGCAGAAGACACACAAGGCCAAACUUGUCAGGAUUUCCUAGUUUUGGUUUUCUCUGCUCUCUGGAAAUCUCGGCAUGUAAUUGACAUGACGACAGCUGAUGGACCUUGGAUAAAUUAAUUUUGUGUAAAAUAACAACAACAAAAAGACUUUUCUGGAAAAAGGUUUGUUGCUCUUCUCACUGCAGAUGCCCUUUACUUGUGAGAGUGGCUGUGUCACCCUCAGUGAUGCCCUCAGUGACGCCCUCAGUGACUCAUUCUAUAUCAGGAGCGGACAAGAUAAAGUUAAAUUAAACCAGAUCCAGCAGGAUUGUGAGGGUAAAACCAAUCAGUUGUAUCCUGCUGGUAGCUCUGUGUAGCAUGUGACAUUAAAGGCCCCUCUGCUGCUGACUUUCAGAUCCCUCACAACCUGUGGGACCAAGACCCCAUAUGGAGAGGUGACGUCCUCUCUCCAGCUCCCCUACCUGUUCUUGUUUUUUAGUUAAAUAUCUUCUGUGGUGUGAAGUGACUUUUUAGAACCCAACCAGUGUGUGAGUUCCUCGCAGUAUAUCCAUAGUCUGUCGUAUUUAAUUGCAUUUCACCCCAUGUCAUUUUGCAGAGGGCAAGACUGCGUUAUAUUUUCUAUGGAUAAUAUAAAUAUUCGCAAAAGAGCUGGAUCAGGUCAAGCCUCCUGCGAUCUGUCGCAUGUUCUGCACUUUCAUCUUUAGCUUUAGUAUGACUAAUCCAUCCCAGCAAAAGUGAAGCCUCAGUUCCAAGCCAAUGUAUUGUGUGCUCGUUCUGAUGUACUCAUGGGCUGUUUAGUGACUGUAUUUGGUUCUGAUCAAUGUAGUGAUCUAGGGCAGAUGAAAUGUUCCAAACCUUUUGUCUCUCCAA